Messenger RNA from Pleurotus ostreatus (oyster mushroom), 2403 nucleotides. RefSeq lists its product as uncharacterized. The record is from RefSeq and is a predicted model, not a curated record. NCBI's taxonomy places the organism in Eukaryota, Fungi, Basidiomycota, Agaricomycetes, Agaricales, Pleurotaceae. Bases 1 to 2403 code for a protein of 800 amino acids. Gene Ontology annotation, molecular function: DNA binding; DNA ligase (ATP) activity; ATP binding. Gene Ontology annotation, biological process: DNA biosynthetic process; lagging strand elongation; Okazaki fragment processing involved in mitotic DNA replication. Gene Ontology annotation, cellular component: mitochondrion; nucleus. The transcript is spliced from 16 exons.
AUGUGGGGCAAGAAGAAAGAGAAAGCAAAGGCUGCGCCCGGUCCAAACGCGCCAAUGUCGAGUCAUUCCCUAGCGGAACCCAUCAAGCAGGAGCCGUCUGAAGGCUCGAAGCGCAAGAAACCCUCGACAUCAACAAACGCGUCCGAAACAACGUCUACGUCCAAGAAGAGACGAGUAGUAUACUCUGACGAUGAAGAUGAUGCUCCUGUACCAUCAGCGAGAGCAUCGUCUAUUGCCCCUUCGUCAUCCCCUGGACCCUCUCGUACAUCGUCGCGUUCUCCGUCUCCAGUAUCGAAGCCACGUAAAUUAGCCACGGGGAAGUCGCGUAAGACAACGCCAACCAUCAAGGACGAAGAGGUUAACGCCACCUCAAGUGCCGGAGAGGAAGAGAUUGAUCAUGACGAGGACGAGGACGAGAUGGAUGUUGACUCAGGCGUUGCCUCCAAGAUUGCUGAAGCGGCACUUUCACGAAAGAACGACGUCGAUCUACCCGGAGGAUGGAAAGUUGGCUCCCCCGUCCCCUAUUCAGCCUUAACAAAGGCAUUCUCACAGAUAGAGGCCACGACGAAGAGAUUGGAAAAGAAUUCCAUUCUCACUGCUUUCCUCCUACUCGUCAUACAGCGAAGUGCUCCGCAAGACACUAAAUCCCUCUUGCAGACAGUCUAUCUAUGUAUAAACAGGUUAAGCCCAGAUUACAUUGGGAUUGAACUUGGUAUUGGUGAGAGCCUCUUGAUCAAAGCUAUUGGGGAGUCUACGGGAAGGAGUGUGGGGGUCGUCAAGGCAGACUUAAAGAAGGAAGGCGACCUCGGCCUUGUAGCGAUGAAUUCAAAGAAUAGCCAGAAGACCCUUUUCAAGCCGAAACCUUUGACGGUCCCUUUCGUAUUUUCUAACUUAAAAGAGAUAGCAACCACAUCUGGCCACUCGUCACAAGCGAAGAAGGUGUCUGUCAUCACGAAGCUGCUCGCUGCAUGCCAAGACUUCGAGGCUAAAUAUAUUGUUCGAAGCUUGGAGGGCAAGCUCAGGAUUGGCAAUGCUGAGAAAUCUGUCCUGGUAGCUAUAGCGCACGCUGCGGUAUUAGCAGAGAACGAGAAACGAGCCAAGAGGCUGACUAAAGACAAACUGGAGGCUAGGUUGGAAGAAGCCUCAAAUAUCAUCAAAGCAGUCUACAGCGAGUUGCCGUCAUACGACGAAGUGAUUCCAGCAUUGUUGGAGCGUGGUAUCGACGGCCUACGUGAGCACUGCAAGCUGAGGCCAGGCGUCCCGUUGAAACCCAUGUUGGCGAAACCAACAAAAGCCAUCGGCGAAGUUCUUGACCGUUUCGAAAACAAGAAAUUUACUUGCGAAUAUAAGUAUGACGGCGAACGAGCUCAGGUACACAAGCUAGAAGAUGGAACUGUUGCUGUCUUCAGUCGCAACUCCGAGGAUAUGAGCAAGAAGUAUCCUGACCUCGUUGAUCAGUUACCGAAGUGCAUCAAAGAGUCAACGAAGUCCUUUGUCCUCGAUGCAGAAGCUGUGGCUAUUGAUCGUGCAACGUUCAAGCUAAUGCCAUUCCAAGAGCUCAGUAGACGCAAACGGAAGGAUGUUAAAGUGGAAGACAUCCAAGUCCGUGUUUGUUUGUUUGCCUUUGACUUACUUUACUUGAACGGCGAGCCAUUGUUGAAACAUUCCCUCACCGAGCGGAGAGCAUUAUUGCGAGAGCACUUUCAGCCAGUUUCUGGGGAGUUCGAGUUUGCGAAGUCAGAUGACGGCGAAACUACGGACGAGAUACAGACAUUCCUUGAGGACAGUGUGAAGGAUGGAUGUGAAGGCCUCAUGGUCAAGAUGUUGGAUACCGACGCUAGCUUUUACGAACCAAGUCGGAGGAGUAUAAAUUGGUUGAAGCUCAAGAAAGAUUACUUGGCUGGUGUGGGUGACUCUCUCGACCUCGUCGUGGUUGGAGGAUAUUACGGCAAGGGAAAGCGCACAAACGUCUACGGCGCCUUCCUACUGGCUUGUUACGAUGCCGACUCUGAGGAAUACCAAACCAUAUGCAAGAUCGGCACAGGCUUCAGUGACGAGAUGCUGCAAUCCCAUUAUGACCUUCUCAAGCCGUUGGAAGUAACCAAACCUCGGGGAGAUAUCAAAGUCGGCGGUGCUAAACCGGACAUCUGGUUCGAACCCAAAAUUGUUUGGGAGGUCCUUACAGCCGACUUGAGCUUGAGCCCAGUGUACACUGCGGCACAGGGUUUGGUGGAGGAGAGGGGUAUAUCCCUCCGUUUCCCGCGGUUCAUCCGAGUAAGAGAUGAUAAGUCCGUAGACGACGCAACAAACUCCGAGCAGAUUGCGGAAAUGUACGAGCGACAGGCCUUGGCACAGACACAAUCCAAGAAAAAGGGUAAUCAUGGCGACGACGACUUCUGGUGA